Gossypium arboreum is the source of this 2458-nucleotide messenger RNA. Its product is annotated as calcium-dependent protein kinase 29. The transcript has 8 exons. Gene Ontology annotation, molecular function: ATP binding; calcium ion binding; calmodulin binding. Bases 468 to 2099 code for a protein of 543 amino acids. Gene Ontology annotation, biological process: peptidyl-serine phosphorylation; intracellular signal transduction; protein autophosphorylation. The record is from RefSeq and is a predicted model, not a curated record. Gene Ontology annotation, cellular component: nucleus; cytoplasm. Lineage: Eukaryota; Viridiplantae; Streptophyta; Magnoliopsida; Malvales; Malvaceae.
UUACAAAUGAAAAAUGAGGCUAUGAAAUCGGAUGAAACAAGAAAGGCGAAGAUAUUAAAACGCGUAAGAUUGCUUGGUUUAACAACCCAUGUAAACUCCGAAACGAAACACCAAGCAUAUCCUUUUCCUCUUCCUCUGCCUCUUCCAUUUUUAUUUGUUUCCUCUCUCUUUCACCGCACAUCCAAGCAAAGCAAAGCACAGUACAGCACAACACAGUUUGUGGUGACUGGUGAGUGUCAAAAAGGGCAAAAAAAAAAGAAGGAAAAAGAAAAGUUCAAAGGAAUGAUACUCGAGACCAUCAAGGAGGCAAAAGCAAAGCACCUAACUAAUAAAGCAACACCGUGUAACCAAAACUAGUUUGUUUGCUGGGUGCCUAUUUCAGCAAAUCAUACCCAUCCAUUCUGACAAAAAAAAAAGACAUUUACUUUUUUUCUCCAACUCGUCUGUUUUCUUCACUGUCGUCAUCUAUGGGUAUCUGCCAAUCUCUCUGCCGUUGCUUCAGCAAAUCUCAUGAAAUCCCAGUGUCGUCCUCUUCUGAUUCUCCUCCCCUUCCGUACCAACCAUUGACAGUAUCAACCUCGGGAGGCCAAAACCCUUCUUUCUCUAAAGCUCCUUCAUCUUCCCAGACUGGAACCAUUUUGCUCAAACCUUGCGUUGACAUCACCUCUCUUUAUGAUCUUCGCAAAGAAUUGGGGAGAGGUCAGUUUGGCAUCACUUAUCUUUGUAUUGAAAAGGCUACGAAACGAGAAUACGCCUGCAAGUCCAUUUCCAGGCGUAAACUAACCACUGACAAGGACGUUGAUGAUGUUAGGAGAGAGAUUUCGAUACUGCAGCAUCUUACCGGGCAGCCAAAUAUUGUGGAGUUCAAAGGUGCUUAUGAAGAUGCCCGGAAUCUGCAUUUGGUGAUGGAGUUGUGCUCAGGUGGCGAGCUUUUUGAUAGGAUCACAGCCAAAAGGAGUUAUUCUGAACGUCAAGCGUCUUCCAUUUGUAGGCAGAUUAUGAAUGUGGUGCAUGCCUGUCAUUUUAUGGGGGUUAUGCAUAGGGACUUGAAACCUGAGAACUUCUUGAUGGUUAGCAAGGAUGAGGAUUCUCAAAUAAAGGCCACUGAUUUUGGACUCUCUGUCUUCAUUGAGGAAGGUAGAAUGUAUAAGGACCUUGUUGGAAGUCCAUAUUAUGUUGCACCAGAGGUUUUACAGCGGAAAUAUGGCAAAGAAAUAGAUGUGUGGAGUGCUGGAGUCAUCUUAUACAUUCUUCUUAGUGGAGUGCCUCCAUUUUGGGGUGAGACCGACAAAGAAAUCUUUAAAGCAGUUUCAGAAGGUAACCUUGACUUAAAAAGUCAGCCAUGGCCAACUAUAUCUGAAGUUGCAAAGGACCUCAUCAGAAAGAUGCUAGCAAGGGAUCCUAAGAAACGGAUUACAGCUGCUCAAGCCCUAGAACAUCCAUGGAUGAAGGAGGGUGGUGAGGCAUCAGAUAAACCUAUUGAUAGUGCUGUUCUUAGCAGGUUGAAGCAGUUCAGAGUAAUGAACAAGCUUAAAAAACUUGCCUUGAAGGUGAUAGCAGAAAACCUAUCAUCAGAAGAAGAGAAGAAGGGCUUACAGCAGAUGUUCAACAACAUUGACACGGAUGGAAGUGGUACAAUAACACUUGAAGAACUCAGGGAUGGAUUAGCUCGAUUAGGAUCUAAGCUAACUGAACCAGAAAUAAAGCAGCUUAUGGAUGCUGCUGAUGUUGACAAGAGUGGAACCAUUGAUUACAUUGAAUUUGUCACCGCUACAAUGCAUCGACAUAGGCUCGACAGGGAAGAUAACAUACGCAAGGCUUUCAACUACUUCGACAAGGAUAGCAAUGGGUUUAUCACGAGAGAUGAAUUAAGACAAGCUAUGACUCAGUAUGGGAUGGGAGAUGAGGCUACAAUAGAUGAAGUCAUUGAGGAUGUUGAUACUGAUAAGAAGAGACAGUUACAGGAGAAGAAGCGGACCAUAAGAAGACCUAAUCCAAGCAAAAAGAAGAAAAAUAGCACAGGAGCAAUAAGAAACCAGAAAACAGGGGGCCAACAGAAGCUGAAGCUCAUCUCAAUCAUGGUGAAGAGGAAAACAUGAGCCGCGAGGGGACAAGCCAAACAGCAACAUGAAAACGGAUUCGAAAGUCAGCCGCCAAAGCUUCAAUCGUGAGAAUAAGAAGGAAGACUACAGCAAGGCAUUCAACCAUUCCUGCAUGGAAGAGAGUGUUAUAUACUUUCCCCUACCCAAGUGUUGCUUAUGAAUUAUACAAUACAACUAGCAGAGUUUUGUUAAUUAAAUGUUUGCUUGCACUUGCUUUUGAUUCAGACUUGACUCUAGUCUCCCAUGCAAGAAUUGAUGCUGUUUUUUUUUAUUAUGAUGAUAGGAUUGAAUUGUUAAAAAUUAAAACUCUUAAAAUACUAAUAAAAAUUAAUCAUCUAUUGUUUUUAUAAAGAUAA